Molecule: messenger RNA, 6345 nt
Organism: Pungitius pungitius (ninespine stickleback)
Lineage: Eukaryota; Metazoa; Chordata; Actinopteri; Perciformes; Gasterosteidae
Gene: cusr
Product: Copper-only SOD repeat protein
Exons: 18
Coding region: 204-5948 (1914 amino acids)
Biological process (GO): superoxide metabolic process
Molecular function (GO): metal ion binding
Source: RefSeq, a predicted model, not a curated record
GCACACUUUUGCAAACCUGCUCCACCUGACCUGUUCUCGGGGGAUCCCGCUUCCAUCCACUCCCCAUCGAUGCGCUUCAUUUAAGGAUUCAAUAUUACACCUGAGCUGUUUUUUUCUUAUUCUUUUACCAUUUAAGAGUAUUUUGCAUAUUGAAUUUUCCUAGCCUUUGUCUUUACUGUGUGUCUUUUGACACACCUGCGAUCAUGGGUCGCCUGACAGUUGUCCUGCUGCUGUCUUUGCUUGAUUCAAUUUCCUGCAUUCAGUUUAUAGCAACUUUCAACAUGGGAGGAGUCACAGGGCAGGUGCAAUUUAACACCACCUCCAGGAUGGCCUCGUUCAAUCUGUCUGGUACUGGAACCUGUGGUCCACUUAACUUCUCCCUCAACCAGUUCCCCGUCAUGUACGGCCACUUUGCUGAGCCCUGUUCUGAAGCAAAUAUCGGCUCCCGCAUGGAGGACUUCAUGAUGAAUCCCAUAUCAAACAUGCCCGUUCCCCUGCCACCCAACCUCGAGAACAAGACAAACUUCGACGACUACUCGCUGACUUUGCAGACGUGUAGCGGCACUAGAGUAUGCGCAGUUUUGAGUCGAGGUCAAACGGUGCAGACAUAUCAGGCCAGGUUCACCAGCCCAAUCGCAGGUAAUGUUUACAUUCGCCUCAACAGCGGAUCUCCUGAACCCAGGCUGCUUGCAGACCUCGUUACAAUCGGUCAGGUCAAUGCCGUACAAGCCAACACCACAGUCUUUGUCUCCACAAGCCCCGCUGCAAGCUGUGAGGUCCUUCUCGCAAACUUGGAUAACUCUGCUUUGACAACUCUGGGUACUGUAAAAGUUGGCACACCACCAAGACCUGCCAAAUGUCGUCUGUCUCUGAACAGUUUCAACACCAGCCAUCGUUUUCUUCUCCUCCCCAUGGGGUCGAGUUACAUGUGUGCUCAGAUUUAUGCUGUGCCAGAGAAGCAGGUGAGCGCUGUUGUGAACAUGAGGGAGAUCAAAGGAUACUUGAGCUUCCGUCAGGCUUCCCCGUUCGAUGUGACGUUUUUGAGGGUGAACCUUACGAACUUGCAGAACUUGGUGGCUACCUACUUCGUCCACGGUUUUCCUCUCCCCUACGUCACGACUCCUUCUUCAAACCGGUGUACAAACGAUAGUGUGGCCGAUCACUGGAAUCCGUUCAGUCUCAACACAAGCAGUCCACCUUACCCAUCAGGGCCAGGUUCAACCCACGACAUGUAUGAGAUCGGUGAUCUCAGUGCCAAGCACAUGUCCCUCGCAGGUAGAAACGAGGUGGACAUGAUGUUCACAGACUUCAACCUCCCUCUGUUUGGACGAAACAGCAUUGUAGGUCGUUCAGUCGUGAUUCACCAAAUGAAUACUACUAGGUAUGUUUGUGCCAGUAUCGGCUAUCCUGGUGAAGUAACUGUGGCCAAGGCCACAUUUCAGAGCCCUGUGGUAGGGAAGAUUUGGUUCACCCAGCUGAAGAACAACCCUGUGUCCGACGUGUCCAUCUUCAUGGACCUAUCGUAUGGAAAUCCCUCAAUGACGCCAACUAGAAACCACAACUGGCAUGUUCACACCUUCCCCAUCAGCUCAGAGAGGGAUGAUGAUGCGAUGCGUUGCAGCACUACAGGAGGACACUGGAACCCUUUCAACAUCAACACAUCAGACAGCAGCUAUGCCGCCAACUGCGGACCAUCAAAUCCGUCAUCCUGUGAGGUGGGAGACCUCUCCAGCAAACACAGCACCAUCAACCUUAGCCCCAUAGUGGGCAGUGUGGAAGCAAAAUACUUCUUCACUGAUGUCACUUCCUGGUUGUCAGAAUCGGGCAUAAUCGGUCGUUCUGUGGUCUUCCAUCAAGCAGAACGUGGAGGGCCAAGGAUUGCCUGUGCCAACAUCACAAUAGUGCGGGUACCCAAAGCUAGCCUAGGUACCUGGUUUGGCAACCCGAUUCCCGGCGGACAGGUACGCUUCUCCCAGGCUCUCCUACAAGGACCCACAACUAUAAACGUAUCGCUGAUCAACCUGAACGCCAUGGCCGGGGGUUACCAUGUUCACAUACUCCCCAUCACACCUGGCACCGCCGAUCCCUGCUCCAACGCCAACAUCCUCGGCCACUAUAACCCGUUAGCCUUCAAUACAUCAAGCAGCCCACCAGCUGGAACCGGAACAGUGGACCAAUAUGAGAUUGGGGACAUCAGCGGGAAGUUUGGAACGCUGAAUGGCCUCAACCAGUCUGAGGCUGUUUACAUGGACCCUGACAUGCCAUUAACUGGACCAUACAGCAUAGUGGGACGGUCCCUGGUGGUUCACUACACAAAUGGCUCAAGACUGCGCUGCGCUGACCUCUCGGCUGACAGGGAUACAGAUGGACAAUGGGUUGUGGCCACUGCUGUGUUCAAUGGUAGAGUGACUGGCACAGUGACUAUGCGCCAGCAAGUGUUUCCUGAUGGGAGUAGCAGUGAUGUCACAGUGCUGGUCGCUCUUCGAUCAACACAAAAUCCGUUCCUGCAGAUCAACAUGGCAUCCAUGUUCAUCACAAACGGACGAGGAGUCGACACCAGCCAGUGCGCCGGAACGGGAGGAACAUUCAAUCCCUUCAACAUGACGUCCAUGAGAUUGAACUGCUCAGUCUUGAACCCUCUGAGCUGUGUGGUGGGAGAGUUGUCCGGAAGACACGGCAAUAUCAGCCUGACUCAGGGACAGGUCCUCACCGACAGCAUCAUGCAGCUCUUUGGAGACAACACAGUGGUCAAUAGAUCUGUGCUUCUGAUGGACGGAGCCAACGUGCUCGCAUGUGCAGACAUUGUCCCAGAGUCUCCUUCAGCUCAGCAGACCUUCCCAAUGACUAGCUUCAGCAGAUAUGACUUCCGUAGGAGGGUUGCAGGUGUGCUUAGGAUUGCAACCUCCAGAAUCACCAUCCUGCCGCCUUCUCCCAUACCUGCAGCUGGUGGAGUGUGCCAGAGAGUUGACUUCAUGGUGUCAGGGAGUGUCAGCACAGACCUUCUGCAGUCUGUGAAAAACAGUGAGAUGAUGGGCACGUUCAGAGAGUCUGACACUUGUACAACAAAGUUUAUGGCAACUUUCAACAUGGGAGGAGUCACAGGGCAGGUGCAAUUUGACACCACCUCCAGGAUGGCCUCGUUCAAUCUGUCUGGUACUGGAACCUGUGGUCCACUUAACUUCUCCCUCAACCAGUUCCCCGUCAUGUACGGCCACUUUGCUGAGCCCUGUUCUGAAGCAAAUAUCGGCUCCAGCGUCUUUGACUUCAUGAUGAAUCCCAUAUCAAACAUCGUCGUUCCCAUGCAAACCUUCCUCGAGAGCAACACAAACCUUGACGACUACUCGCUGACUUUGCAGACGUGUAGCGGCACUAGAGUAUGCGCAGUUGUGAGUCGAGGUCAAACGCUGCAGACAUAUCAGGCCAGGUUCACCAGCCCAAUCGCAGGUAAUGUUUACAUUCGCCUCAACAGCGGAUCUCCUGAACCCAGGCUGCUUGCAGACCUCGUUACAAUCGGUCAGGUCAAUGCCGUACAAGCCAACACCACAGUCUUUGUCUCCACAAGCACCGCUGCAAGCUGUGAGGUCCUUCUCGCAAACUUGGAUAACUCUGCUUUGACAACUCUGGGUACUGUAAAAGUUGGCACACCACCAAGACCUGCCAAAUGUCGUCUGUCUCUGAACAGUUUCAACACCAGCCAUCGUUUUCUUCUCCUCCCCAUGGGGUCGAGUUACAUGUGUGCUCAGAUUUAUGCUGUGCCAGAGAAGCAGGUGAGCGCUGUUGUGAACAUGAGGGAGAUCAAAGGAUACUUGAGCUUCCGUCAGGCUUCCCCGUUCGAUGUGACGUUUUUGAGGGUGAACCUUACGAACUUGCAGAACUUGGUGGCUACCUACUUCGUCCACGGUUUUCCUCUCCCCUACGUCACGACUCCUUCUUCAAACCGGUGUACAAACGAUAGUGUGGCCGAUCACUGGAAUCCGUUCGGUCUCAACAGAAGCAGUCCACCUUACCCAUCAGGGCCAGGUUCAACCCACGACAUGUAUGAGAUCGGUGAUCUCAGUGCCAAGCACAUGUCCCUCGCAGGUAGAAACGAGGUGGACAUGAUGUUCACAGACUUCAACCUCCCUCUGUUUGGACGAAACAGCAUUGUAGGUCGUUCAGUCGUGAUUCACCAAAUGAAUACUACUAGGUAUGUUUGUGCCAGUAUCGGCUAUCCUGGUGAAGUAACUGUGGCCCAGGCCACAUUUCAGAGCCCUGUGGUAGGGAAGAUUUGGUUCACCCAGCUGAAGAACAACCCUGUGUCCGACGUGUCCAUCUUCAUGGACCUAUCGUAUGGAAAUCCCUCAAUGACGCCAACUAGAAACCACAACUGGCAUGUUCACACCUUCCCCAUCAGCUCAGAGAGGGAUGAUGAUGCGAUGCGUUGCAGCACUACAGGAGGACACUGGAACCCUUUCAACAUCAACACAUCAGACAGCAGCUAUGCCGCCAACUGCGGACCGUCAAAUCCGUCAUCCUGUGAGGUGGGAGACCUCUCCAGCAAACACAGCACCAUCAACCUUAGCCCCGUAGUGGGCAGUGUGGAAGCAAAAUACUUCUUCACUGAUGUCACUUCCUGGUUGUCAGAAUCGGGCAUAAUCGGUCGUUCUGUGGUCUUCCAUCAAGCAGAACGUGGAGGGCCAAGGAUUGCCUGUGCCAACAUCACAAUAGUGCGGGUACCCAAAGCUAGCCUAGGUACCUGGUUUGGCAACCCGAUUCCCGGCGGACAGGUACGCUUCUCCCAGGCUCUCCUACAAGGACCCACAAUUUUAAACGUAUCACUGAUCAACCUGAACGCCAUUGCCGGGGGUUACCAUGUUCACAUACUCCCCAUCACACCUGGCACCGCCGAUCCCUGCUCCAACGCCAACAUCCUCGGCCACUAUAACCCGUUAGCCUUCAAUACAUCAAGCAGCCCACCAGCUGGAACCGGAACAGUGGACCAAUAUGAGAUUGGGGACAUCAGCGGGAAGUUUGGAACGCUUAAUGGCCUCAACCAGUCUGAAGCUGUUUACAUGGACCCUGACAUGCCAUUAACAGGACCAUACAGCAUAGUGGGACGGUCCCUGGUGGUUCACUACAGAAAUGGCUCAAGACUGCGCUGCGCUGACCUCUCGGCUGACAGGGAUACAGAUGGACAAUGGGUUGUGGCCACUGCUGUGUUCAAUGGUAGAGUGACUGGCAGAGUGACUAUGCGCCAGCAAGUGUUUCCUGAUGGGAGUAGCAGUGAUGUCACAGUGCUGGUCGCUCUUCGAUCAACACAAAAUAUCAACAUGGCAUCCAUGUUCAUCACAAACGGACGAGGAGUCAACACCAGCCAGUGCGCCGGAACGGGAGGAACAUUCAAUCCCUUCAACAUGACGUCCAUGAGAUUGAACUGCUCAGUCUUGAACCCUCUGAGCUGUGUGGUGGGAGAGUUGUCCGGAAGACACGGCAAUAUCAGCCUGACUCAGGGACAGGUCCUCACCGACAGCAUCAUGCAGCUCUUUGGAGACAACACAGUGGUCAAUAGAUCUGUGCUUCUGAUGGACGGAGCCAACGUGCUCGCAUGUGCAGACAUUGUCCCAGAGUCUCCUUCAGCUCAGCAGACCUUCCCAAUGACUAGCUUCAGCAGAUAUGACUUCCGUAGGAGGGUUGCAGGUGUGCUUAGGAUUGAAACCUCCAGAAUCACCAUCCUGCCGCCUUCUCCCAUAGCUGCAGCUGGUGGAGUGUGCCAGAGAGUUGACUUCAUGGUGUCUGGGAGUGUCAGCACAGACCUUCUGCAGUCCGUGAAAAACAGUGAGAUGAUGGGCACGUUCAGAGAGUCUGACACGUGUACAACAAGAAACGCUGGUUUGCGGCUGAUGCCGGGAACCUUCCUUCUGGGGAUGUUUGCUGCCGCCGGUCUGCUGCCAACCGCAGUUUCUUCAUAACUUCGAGAUUGGGCCCCAUGGUGAAUUAUAAUGGAUCCUCGGAUUGUGAAACUGCUAUUUUGUUUGUGAACUGUAACAUGUGCUAUGAUCCUGAUUAAUGAUCAACCAAUGAAUAUUUUAAUUUCUUUGCAACUCUUUAAUCAUUUUAAUAAACCAGCGAUUUAACGGUUAACUGUAUUCUUAAUCAAGACUUUGCCUAAAUUUGGACUUGCAAUGUAAAAUGGGUGGGUAAAAUUUGAUGUACAUUUUUCAGAUCCCCAACCUUAUUUCUGAAGUUAUGCACAAUUUAUGUAUUUGUCAAAAUGUAAACGGUGUCAGAAAUGGUGAAUAAAAUAUAUUUCCAGGACUUAUUUGCCUAAUUGUCUCAUUACAUGAAUUUAUGAGCAAGUUGAUUAUA